AUGCCCAAAGUUCUCAUCAUCGGCGCCACUGGCUAUCUCGGCAGCAGACUCUGCAACGUUCUUGUCAAUAGCGGCCAACACAGAGUCUACGGUAUCGCCCGCAAUGAAGCCAAAGCCAAGUCUCUGGCCGUCGCUGAAGUUUCCCCCAUCAUCUGCCCCGACCCUAUCAACAAACCAGAUGCUUACCUCGACGCGAUUCGCAACUUUAACAUUGAUAUCGUUGUUGACGUUUCUGGCGCAAAUCAAAACUCUGCAAAGUUCCUUGCUGAUGUGAAAGCCGUCGGCCAAGAGCGUUUGAACAAGGCCAAAGCGGCUGGUCUCACGCAUACACCUAAGCUUGGGUUCAUUUACUGUUCGGGAACUUGGGUUCAUGGAUCAAGUGAUAAGCUAGUCAACGAUCUUGAGACUGUGGGACCUGAUGCCCCUGCACCACCUGCACCGCUUGUCGCAUGGCGCGUCGCGCAUGAGAACGCUGUUCUUGCCGCCUCUGACGUUCUGGACGUGGCUGUUUUACGUCCGGCACUCAUAUACGGCGGCGAAAGUACUAUCUGGACCGCCUUCAUACUUCCACUCCUUCAUGCUUCCCGAGAUAAGUCAUUGGACACUAUCAAGAUUCCAUUGAGCGCUAACUCUCGCCCCGGGCUUGUGCACGUCAGCGAUGUCGCUACCGGUUUCCAGAAAGCUAUAGAGAAGCUUUCACUUAUCAACAGCACCUCGGUCUAUCCUGUCUUUGACCUUGUGACAAGCCAGGAGAGAAUGUCUGAUAUCUUUACAGCUCUGGCUUCGCACUGGGGAUUCAAGGGACACUGUGAGCUGGUAGGACCAGGCGAUGAUUUGUUCGCGGAGGCCAUGGGAACUAGUCUACGAGGGUCGUCUGACCGGGCGAAGCAGUUACUUGGCUGGGUACCAACGAGACUGAAUGGCUUUGUCGGUGGUAUGGAUAUGUAUGCUGAUGCAUUUGCCGCACAACAUUAG
Fusarium tjaetaba is the source of this 975-nucleotide messenger RNA. RefSeq lists its product as uncharacterized. The transcript has a single exon. The coding region runs from base 1 to 975 and encodes 324 amino acids. Lineage: Eukaryota; Fungi; Ascomycota; Sordariomycetes; Hypocreales; Nectriaceae. The record is from RefSeq and is a predicted model, not a curated record.